UCCACACGCCCUUCGUUUUCUGAUAACGGUCUCAUAUUCCUUUUUGGGAUGUUUUUAAAUAUUUGUCUUUCUUUCUUUUUUUUAUUAAGUUUUUUUCAAUCGAAAUACCUUUAUAUCCCACUUUUAUUACUCUUAUGUUUUUUACUUUGUACAUGCUACUUUCUCAUUACUUUACUUUUCUCAAUAUAAUUUUUUUGGGAGGAGGCAGGGUAGUGCCGGGAACACAUCCCAAUUUUUUUAAAAAUAUUUAGAAAGUACAAGGGAUUUAAGGAUACAAGAGAUCAAAUGAAAAGAUACAUAAAAAGAAGAGAUACACACUAACAAUUAAAAUCUCUUGUAGGGAUUCCAACUGUAGCUCAAAUAUUUUUGUUGAAUUUGUUGUGGAACUUUAUUGCAUUCUGCAAAUAUGGUUGGUACGUUUUGGCCCCUGGGCGAGAUGAUUUAUAACGUUUGAGAACCGCAACCAAUUAAUGUGGUGAGUCAAGCCUCGUGUCGACUAGGUAUAAGUAGUAGUCUGUUUCAUCUCGGAGUUUAUGGGAGUGUCUUCGUGUUACCAUGAGAUGAGAAGUGUAUCCCACCUCAUGGUAAAGUUGUUUUACCUCUUGAACUGAGCUCUUUGAUUUGUUUUUCUUGUUUCUAACUUGCGUGAAUCCUUCAGGGCAAUCCACCUCAGCACAUUGUUGAUCUGGGAUAUCUGAAAAAGUAUGGAAAACGAAAGGAAGACCAUUCCACUAGUUCCCGGCCCGCAUUCUGAAGAGAGGAAUGCUAAGAUCCUUUCCUUUCCUGUUGAGGACCGAGUUUACGUGAAUCUGGUGUCCGAUUCUCAAGGUACGCCGCCUCUCCCUGUUGAGUAUGAAUACUUGGGAUUAAGGCGGUCUCGUAGGCACACUCCUACUGCACAUGAUUUGAAUCAGAAUUCGCAUGUCAUUUUCGUAGAAGAUUCAGGGCAAGGAUCUGAGGCUUCAAAGGAUGAUGGUGAGGGCACGAGUGCCUUUGUUCCUUUACAAGUUGUUUUCCCAGUCGUCACGAAUAAUCCCAUGCUUCCAAUCAAAAAUGCCACACCCACUGCAGCUACUUCGUCAAGUACUUCCCGCUUUGUUCCUUCUGAUCACGAACUGUUGGCAAUGGAUUCGAGGAGGAAAAGGAUACCUUCUAAACUGCCUGUCACUCCACUAAAGGUGCCUAAGUAUCCAGUGCCUAACGCUGCCAAUACUUCAAGUAUUCCUACCGUGGAACACAGGAUUGAUGCUGGGGCACCGUCACAUGCUAUGCAUUUAUCGUUUUCUCCGGAGUUCUGCAGUUUGAAGGAUGCGUUUGUUAUGAAGAAUGAGAUGGCCCAGCUCCAGUUGGCUUCCUCUGCUCAUGCUUUUGACUACAUGCCCCCUACUAGCGUCAUUGCAGUAGCAUCUGCCUAUGCAUUUCAGAGUAUUCAGGCGAGCCUUGUGGCUGCAGCGCGCGUCGCUUCGCUAGAGAAGACCUUUGACGAGCUAAAGAAAAGGGAGGCUUCAUUGGUAUCCAGACUUGACGAGGAUGCAAAGCUGGUUCAAGAGCUGGAAGCCAAUAGCUCUACUUUGUCUGCUCAGAUUUUGCAGCUUGAAGCCAGGGUCAAAUCCUUGGAUGCUUAUGGGCGCAAAAAGAAACAGGAGGUGAUUAAUGCGGCUUGCUACUACGCUUGGAAGACUAGGGGGAGCUGAUGGCAUCUUUUAUUGAAGGGGAAAUGUCCGACUGGACAGCUGAACAGGAUGUGGCUACCUAGCUGCGGCUCAAAGAAGAGAUGGAUCCGCCAAUUGGUGAGGAUGGCUUUGACGUGGGUCGUUCUGAUGACGAAGCUGAAUCAUAAUGCUCUCGAGAUCCCUGAAUGUACUCUUUACUCAAAUUUGUUGUGAACGCUUAGGCCUUUUUGUACUUAUUCAUACUCUGCUCACUUUAUGUUACGGUAUCCUGGUGGUUUAUCCGGGACGUAACGUUCUAUUGCUGAAUUCGGGUUUUG
Cuscuta europaea is the source of this 1990-nucleotide messenger RNA. Lineage: Eukaryota; Viridiplantae; Streptophyta; Magnoliopsida; Solanales; Convolvulaceae. The record is from the annotation of a GenBank genome assembly.